This is a messenger RNA of Solea senegalensis (Senegalese sole), 2729 nucleotides long. RefSeq names its product squalene epoxidase a (gene sqlea). Gene Ontology annotation, biological process: cholesterol metabolic process; sterol biosynthetic process. Gene Ontology annotation, cellular component: endoplasmic reticulum; membrane. The record is from RefSeq and is a predicted model, not a curated record. Gene Ontology annotation, molecular function: flavin adenine dinucleotide binding; squalene monooxygenase activity. Lineage: Eukaryota; Metazoa; Chordata; Actinopteri; Pleuronectiformes; Soleidae. The coding region runs from base 82 to 1803 and encodes 573 amino acids. The transcript is spliced from 12 exons.
GUAACUGCGAAUCCUCCACUGUCUGUGUCUCCUCUUAGAAAAAGUAGUAACUCAGCCACAAGUUAUCAUGACUUAUGAAAGAUGUGGACCUUCCUGGGAAUAGCGAGUUUCACUUACCUGUAUAAGAAGUCGGACACAGUGUGGAGCUUUGCCCACAGGGAGCUGCUUGUGGCCGCAGUGUUGUUCCUCACAGCCGGGCUCUUGCUCUCCUACAUCAGAUACCGUCAGGAGCACAAACUGCGGCUCCGUCAGCUCCUCACUUUCCCUCUGAGUCUCCUCUCCUUUGUCCCCGUCAUCAACCACUUCAUCCCCCAAACCUCAGCACAGAGGAGCGGCAGUCAUCCAGAGGAGACAUGCAGGAAGAGCCGGAGAAUAAGGAAAAGAGCAGAUGCAGAGAUCUCUGCUGCCACAGGAAGUGCCUCAGCCAGUGGCUCCACAGUGGAUCAGGAUCCCGACGUGGUGGUAGUAGGGGCCGGAGUCCUGGGAUCGGCAAUCGCAGCUGUGCUGGCGCGAGACGGCAGGAAGGUGACCGUGGUAGAGAGAGAUCUGAAGGAGCCUGACAGAAUCGUUGGGGAGCUGCUGCAGCCCGGAGGAUACACGGCACUGAAAGAGCUCGGCCUGCAAGGGUCAUUGGAGGGUUUGGACGCUCACGAGGUCAAGGGCUACGUGAUCCAUGACCUAGGGAGCAGCACCGAGGUGGAGCUUUCUUACCCACAGCAGGAGGAGAACAUCAAGAGUGGCUGGGCGUUCCAUCAUGGUCGAUUCAUCAUGGGCCUGAGGAGAGCUGCCCUCGCCGAGCCAAAUGUCACAUUCGUAGAAGGCACCGUGACCAGUUUGCAGGAGGAGGACGGCAGCAUCACGGGAGUCCAGUACAAGGACAAAGAAACCGAAGAGAUCAAGGAAAUCUGUGCAGCGCUGACUGUGGUGGCGGACGGCUGCUUCUCCAAAUUCAGAAAGAGUCUGGUCUCAGGGAAAGCUCGCGUCUCCUCUCACUUUGUCGGAUGCCUGAUGAAGGACUGUCCUCAGUUUAAAGACAACCACGCUGAGCUGGUGCUGGCCGACCCCAGCCCGGUGCUCAUCUACCAGGUCUCCUCCUCACAGACCAGAGUGCUGGUGGACAUCAGGGGCGAGAUGCCACGCGACCUCUCCGGCUACAUGAGUGAGAAGAUACACCCACAGCUGCCAGAGCAUUUAAAGGAGCCUUUCAUGGUGGCGCUGCAGAAUGAUCGACUCAGAUCCAUGCCCGCCAGCUUCCUCCCGCCCUCCCCCGUCAAUAAACCAGGCGUUCUGCUCCUGGGCGACGCGUACAACAUGAGGCAUCCUCUGACGGGAGGCGGCAUGAGCGUGGCGCUCAACGACGUCCGCAUCUGGAGGAACCUGCUCAGUAACAUCCCCGAUCUGUACGACGACAGAAACAUGUUGCAGGCAAAGAAAAAAUUCCACUGGGAGCGAAAGUCAUCACAUUCCUUUGUGGUGAAUGUUUUGGCUCAGGCUCUGUACGAGCUGUUCGCAGCCACUGACGAUUCUCUUCACGAGCUGAGGAAAGCAUGUUUCCAGUAUUUCAAGCUGGGCGGAGAGUGCGUCGCCGGACCUAUCGGACUUCUCUCAGUGCUGACACCCAGACCCAUGACCCUUAUCGGACACUUCUUCGCCGUGGCUCUGUACGCAAUCUACGUCAACUUCAAGCGCGAGUCGUGGUUGACCAAACCUCGGGCUUUAUAUAAGAGUGGAGCCAUCCUGUACCGAGCCUGCACAGUCAUGUUUCCGCUCAUCUACUCUGAAUUCAAGUACCUGGUGUACUGAAGAGAAUCCGGACUCAGCCUCACUGUAACGUCUGAACACAUGUACGACUUGGGACCUGGGACAAAAACACAAACUGGUAUUUGGUGAUUUUUUGUGUGUUUGCCUUCUUGCUGUUGCCAUGCAAAACAUAUUUUUGCUACUGAGGAUUUUCUACGCUGUACCGCUGUCUGUCUUACUUUAAAGGGAUGCCUCACUACCUGUAAUGACAUUUUAAAUCUGAAGCACAUAAAAGCAAAAGCAAGCUCUUACCACAACAAUCACACUUUUCCAAGUUGAAAUUUCCAGCCUUGUAUUGCUGAGCAAAUUGCCUGCAGCACUUUUUCAAAGUCAUUAUUUCAUGUUUGGAGGUGGUUUCCUCUGCCUUCCUAUUGUUGUGUCUUUGCACACCUUGUGUUUUCAAACUGACUGUGCACUUAAAUAUGACAAAACGAUCAUCCCCCCGGAAUCCAAGAAUGGUCACGGUGCCUCACUGGUCCUGCUGCAAGUCAGCAAAGACCUGACGCAGUACUGUACAUCGCUCGAGGGAGAUUUGAGUGGAACCCGAGUCAGACGACAUAAAAGCUUGUGUCAGCAGAUGAUGCGGGAGUGUUGUUGCUUCACUUCAGCUGAUGGAGACAAGGAGCUGCUGCUGAAACUGUCAUGUUCACAUGUGCUUGAUUAGCCUUUAAAUAAAUGACAUGACAUAACGUUAAUUCACGUUUUUUUUAUUAUUAUUAUUUUUAACAGCAGACUUAGCUGUACAAUCUCCAGAAUCACAAGAGAAGAAGAGUCAGCUGCUGGUCAAGAAGUACCAUGUUAUAGUGAUUUAACUGACUCGACUCUACCAUUAGAUGGCACUCACUCACAGUGAAAGGAGUUUGCAGUGAGGCCUCACUCAGAUCACCUUCAUGAACAUUUUUGCCUCUCAAUAAACUGGAGUAAAUCAC